AUGCUUAGAUUCGUAAUUUUGGCUUUUGCAAUUAAAAUUAGUUCCUCUUCUUCUUUAAAAACUGUAGAAGAUAUUUCCAAGAAUAAAACUUUGGGUGAAUAUAGUUUGGAUAAAGGGUGGCCACAUAAGAACGUGUCCGAUUUACAAGUAUUUGGAUCGAGUGUUACAAUUGACAAUUCUGGCAAUAUUGUUUUACUCCAUCGUGGAUUUCAAGGGGGGUCAAAACCUAGAAAUUCAAUUAUUCAUGAAAACACGGUGGCAAUUAUAGAUAAAAAUACUGGCAAAAUUUUGAGAGAAUGGGGAAGCAACAAAUUCCUCAAGCCUCAUGGACUUUUUAUCAACAAAGAUGGAGACCUUUUCAUCACUGACACAGUCAUGCAUCAAAUCUUUAAAUUUGAUUGGGACAAUUCGACUAAACAGUGGAACAAUGAGUCUUCUCUAGUUAUUGGGGAACCCUUUGUGGCAGGUUAUGGCCACUAUCGAUUUUGCAGUCCGGCAGACAUUGUUGAAGAUCCAGAAACUGGAAAUUUUUUCGUGGCAGAUGGCUAUUGUCAUUCGCGUGUCGUAAAAUUUGAUAAAAAUGGAAAAUAUCUUCUCGAAUUUGGAGCAGGUUCCUCAGACCUUUCAAUUCCACCAAUUCCCUUUAACGUCACUCAUGCCUUGGCCUUGGCGAAGCGGACAAGCACCAACUCCACGCACGGCGAAAUAGAACAACCUCAAACAAUAUUGCUAGUUGUUGACCGAGAUAGCGCAAGAAUUCAAAUUUUUGACCUUAAUGGAACAUUUCUUUACGAAAUUGGAGCAAGUGAUCUUGGAUCUGAGCAUGCAAUGAUCCUGAGCGUAGCCACCGUAACGGCAAAAAACUUUGAAUUUGGACAAGCAUUCAUAAUCAAAGGUCAUGUGCCAGUGGGAGAAGCGAAAAUGGUGAUUGUGGGACUACAGGCCAAAAACUUUACUAUAAUUUCCUCACACCCGAUUAUGAAACAGAAAGCACCAACUCCAAAACUUAAUGUGACUUCUCCAAAAGAUGUCAAAUUGUCAAUGCCACACGAUAUAGCAACGAAAAACGGGAAAGAAAUUUAUAUCGUGGAGGCAAUCAAUGAUUUGACAUUGCAACGAUAUGUGUGGGCAGACGCGAAGUCAAUAGCCAAACAACAUGUUGGAAAAAGCUCAUCAGUGAUGACAAGAUGCCCGAAGACGCUACUUACCGUCAUAAAUCUUAUCAUUAUGACAAUCCACACUGCCAUCAUGUAA
This is a messenger RNA of Folsomia candida, 1254 nucleotides long. Its product is annotated as peptidyl-glycine alpha-amidating monooxygenase B. Gene Ontology annotation, molecular function: protein binding. Gene Ontology annotation, cellular component: extracellular region. NCBI's taxonomy places the organism in Eukaryota, Metazoa, Arthropoda, Collembola, Entomobryomorpha, Isotomidae. The coding region runs from base 1 to 1254 and encodes 417 amino acids. The transcript is spliced from 2 exons. The record is from RefSeq and is a predicted model, not a curated record.